Exophiala viscosa is the source of this 2922-nucleotide messenger RNA. Its product is annotated as tannase and feruloyl esterase-domain-containing protein. The record is from RefSeq and is a predicted model, not a curated record. Lineage: Eukaryota; Fungi; Ascomycota; Eurotiomycetes; Chaetothyriales; Herpotrichiellaceae. The transcript is spliced from 9 exons. The coding region runs from base 1 to 2922 and encodes 973 amino acids.
AUGCAUUUCCACCUGCUACCUACUCUUUUCAUUUGUUCUCAUCUGACCAUCCUUCUCCAGGCAUCGCCCCUACCCCACAACACUGGCAUACCCGGAGCAAGCCACAAGACAGCGUCAUCAAAGCCCUACCCUCCAAACAUCACAAUCACCUGCGUCGAUUUCCUAGGCGACGUCCAAAGCGCGACAACAUGCGUCAAACGCGAUCUAGGCUUUCAAGGCCAGAUAGGCGAGUACGUCCUGCUCAGCUACGGCGACACAAUGUACUCGGACGCCAACAACAGCGACACCUGGCGCGGAAUGACAAGCGACUCUCUCGCCCUAGCCACUCACGACCCGUUGGUCGUCGUCGACCCAGUUCUCAACAACGACGGAUAUCCACCACAAUUCUGCCCUAUAGUGUCGUCCUUUGACGAAGAUCCAGCGGACUGCGCUCUGGGCAUCACCAACGCCGUCGAGACCACCAACGAUAAUGGGUUAUGUUCUUCCUGCUCAAUCACCGCCCCAACGGCACGAACAAUCUUGUUGGCGCAGGUGUUGCGACUUAUCCAGCGCCUGGCGAAGUACUGGUGGGACGCCACAUGUGAGCCAUGGUACGGCGAUAUCUGCGCUCUGCGUUCUGGGGCUUAUGUCUACGCGUACGGUCACGGCGGCGAGGGCAAUCCAUAUGUGUACCUUGUGAGAGUGGCUGUCGAGAACGCCACGGAUCUCUCUGGCUACGAGUACUGGAACGGUGAAGGUUGGCAGACUGAGAGCUUGCAAACAAAGUCGCUUGGCGAGAAGGAGAGUAUCUUCUGGCAGAUCAAUCAGGGUCAGGUCGUUUGGUCAAGUUACUUCGGAUGCUUUAUCUUCGUUUAUUGUGAUAACUGGAUGAACUCGAAAGUUCUGAUGAAGACAGCGCAACGACCCGAAGGACCUUGGUCAGACCCUACGACAUUGUAUCAGGCCACGCCUCUUACCGAGGGAAGCUCGAUCUACGCUGCGGUGCCGCAUCCUUAUUUCGAUGAGUCGGGACGGACGCUGGUCGUUACCUUUACGAAUCAUCCUAAUGUCGUGCAGGCAGUGAAGUAUCCACCGACACCGCACAUGCCAGAAGAUUGGAUAUCAGUCUGCCUCACCCACUUCCCAUCGACUAACUUUGGGCGGAAUGAGUACCUCUACGAGGCUACGAGGUACAGAAGCCCAGAGCUCUUGCUGUUACCUCAUCAGCAAUGGGUUGUGUGCGUUCCUCUGAUUGUCUCUAGAUGGGGACGAUAUGGGCAAACUCUCUACUACACUAGCUUACCAUCUCAAGAUAAUGAGAAAAUAUACCUCAAGGUCGCUUGGCGAUAUAACCCCCCAUUCUCGGCGAUGGUGAGUCUCUCUGACGACGUUUCUCAUGCCCUGUUGGAUCCUUCGGCGGCAAGUACAAAUUCAAGAAGAUGUGCCGACCAUGGUCAGACCGAAGACCGAGAUUCAGGCUACUAUUGCAUCACAUCCUCUGACACCGAACAAUGCGGGUCUCCCUGCUCUUGCCAGCCUCGUGCUAGCCGACUCAAGCUACACGUGCGAGAAUGUGACUCUACUGCUCAACUUCCAGAGUAUUGCUAUAUCCAAGCUGUGAUCGGCGGCCGGAUCAAUGCCUGGGCCAAGCUGCCUGCUACCUCCGACUAUAAUGGCAGAUUUGUUCAAUGGGGCUGUGGCGGUGCCUGUGGGAUCAACCCUUUCGACAGUGAUCAGGACAAUCAAACCACGGCUCUUGUUGAAGGUUACGCCCUUACGACAACCGACAUGGGCAACUCCGGCGACGGUUCCUUCUUCCCAUUCUUCAACAACCUGCAGUGCAAGAUCGAUUGGGGUUACCAAGCCACGCAUGCCACGGCCGUCUUCUCCAAACUCCUCGUCAAAGCAUACUAUGGCAGUGCUCCAUCAUAUGCUUACUUUAUCGGGAGCUCAACCGGCGGUCGCCAAGGCCUUGUCGAAGCACAAAGAUUUCCAGGGGAUUUUGAUGGCAUUGUCUCAGUCGCGCCAGCGUAUAAUGAGACUGGUAUCACAACGUACCAAAUGUCCUGGAACACGGCCGCUUGUAUAUCGAAUGACACAGACACCACCGACCCGAUACUGACGGCCGACCAGCUGACUUUUAUCACCGACGCCGUUCUAGAUGCUUGCGAUGGGGAAGACAGCUUUGUGGACGGGAUCUUAUCCAAUCCCCGUGCUUGCUCCUUCAAUCUCACUGCCCUGGCUUGCUCGUCGGGAUUAAUUUCGAAUUCAUCUCAAUGUCUCAGUGCAGCCGCCGUAGCCGCGGCGCGCAGCAUCUACGUUGGGCCGCAAAACUCCAACGGCACCUAUCUUACCCUGGAAGGUCUUCUUCCCGGUUCUGAAGGCGCCUGGAGUGGUCCAUUGUGCCCAACUGAGGAGGAAACUGCCGGGUUUUAUACCUUUGCCACCCAGUAUUUCUCGUACUAUGUCUUCAACCCGGACGCCGUGGGGGAGACGGCCUACACCGAAAACUUCGAAUACGGAGGAAUUUCUGAUUUGUUCAAGUUCAAGGAGCUUGGCGGUCGACUGAUCAUGUCGCAGGGGUUGAGAGAUUACGCUGUGCCACCGUGGUUCGCGAGGGAUUACUACCAGAGAGUCAUAACCACGAUGGGUGGGUAUGAGAGUACGGUCGACUUCUUCAAAUACUACGAAAUGCCCGGCGUCAACCACGUCAGUGGAGGUCCUGGCGCGGAUACGUGGGACGAGAUUGGCCUCAUAGCAGCCUGGGUGAAACGUGGUGAGGCUCCCGGGACCAUCAUGGCAUCCCACCUUGACGACGGCGUGGUGAACUUCAUGCGACCGCUGUAUCCCUACCCUUCUCUUCCCUUCUACAACAGUAACACCUCGGAGUUCUACGCCUUCAACGCUUCGGCAUCAGGAUUGAGAGGUUACGACAUCUAUUAG